AGCAGUGCUUCAAGUCGACUGUGGAGAGGGAGCAACCGCAUCGCCACCAUGAACUUCUCUGGCAAGUACCAAGUGCAGACCCAGGAGAACUUUGAGGCCUUCAUGAAGGCUGCUGGUCUGCCGGACGACCUCAUCCAGAAGGGCAAGGACAUCAAGGGGGUGUCGGAAAUCGUGCAGAAUGGGAAGCACUUCAAGCUCACCAUCACCACCGGCUCCAAAGUCAUCCAGAACGAGUUCACCCUGGGGGAGGAGUGUGAGCUGGAGACCUUAACCGGGGAGAGGGUCAAGGCGGUGGUUCACUUGGAAGGUGACAAUAAACUGGUGACAACGUUCAAAGGCAUUAAGUCCGUGGUGGAGUUCAACGGAGACACUGUAAUCAGCACCAUGACAUUGGGUGACAUUGUCUUCAAGAGAAUCAGCAAGAAAAUUUAGACACGUCUGCGUUUCAUAUUCUUUUACUGUGUAAAAAUAAUGUAAUAAAGUGAACUUUGUUUUAAAAACA
This is a messenger RNA of Echinops telfairi (small Madagascar hedgehog), 502 nucleotides long. RefSeq names its product fatty acid binding protein 1 (gene FABP1). NCBI's taxonomy places the organism in Eukaryota, Metazoa, Chordata, Mammalia, Afrosoricida, Tenrecidae. The transcript has 4 exons. Gene Ontology annotation, cellular component: nucleus; cytosol. The coding region runs from base 49 to 432 and encodes 127 amino acids. The record is from RefSeq and is a predicted model, not a curated record. Gene Ontology annotation, biological process: fatty acid transport. Gene Ontology annotation, molecular function: fatty acid binding.